CAAAUCCGUUACAGUUGUUGAUUGAGAAAAUGCACGAAAGUCACACAAAUUCUUUCUUUUGUAUAUUUUUGUAGCCAGUGAAAUGCGAGUUGGCAUGUUAGGACCAUUACCCCAGCACAAAUUACAAGCAAUAGUUAACACGAGAUUUUAAUUGCAACGAAAAAAUGAAUUUGUCAUGUGUAAUAAUAUCAUCAGCCUUUCUCUGCGGAAAAAAUGUAACCGAGGGGCCAGCUAUCCUUGUAAAAACGUUAUUUCCUUGCUGGAGAAGAGAGGGUUCUUAUGAUAUAGAUAGUUGUGCUGGAGUUUAAGGUGUCACAAUUUUAGUUCAGCUUCGGGGGGACACUUACCUUCAUUUUCAACAUGAAGACCUCAGUUAUUUUUGCGUCGUCAUUACUGUUCACGAUUUUAGUUCUUGUAUACGGUAACGGAAGAUCACAUGCCGAAUCACCCAAGAGAGAACCAAAAUUCAUUUCCUUCAAUUCAGAGGAUGGAAAAAUUGAUAUUGAUUUGGACUUGUCGAUUCCGUUCAUCUCGAUCCCAUUGGGGGGUAAAGGUGAAAAAGAUGGACCUAGACCUCUAGUGAACGUAAACACUAAAUCAAUCACAGUUGCUGGAAUUUUGGCGGCGAUAACAGCCUUCGUAAUACCACUACUAUUUAAAACACCGAAUCAUUCUCAGUAUCGAUUAGAUGACGAGUUCAGCAUAUGGGAUACAGGACGAGCUCUUAAUGAACUUGUGCUUGGGAAUAAUUAUGUUACUCCCUGUAUUCAACGAGCGAUUUGUGGAGCUAUCGCUAGAGUGGACAGGGUGAAUACCCCUACGGGAGCUGAUAAAAUUGUUGAUGGACUCGUCAAUUUGAAACUCAUAAAAGAUCUUAUUAACGGGACCUCAAUCCAAGAAGCUGUGGAUAUUGGUCAUCAUUCAAAUGCGCAAUGUUUGAAUUAUUUCGGGGGGUGUAAGAUGGCUCCUGAAAUAUUUGAAGCGCUCCUCACUGAACUUGGGAUUCAAUAA
This is a messenger RNA of Diachasmimorpha longicaudata, 1011 nucleotides long. RefSeq lists its product as uncharacterized. The coding region runs from base 361 to 1011 and encodes 216 amino acids. NCBI's taxonomy places the organism in Eukaryota, Metazoa, Arthropoda, Insecta, Hymenoptera, Braconidae. The transcript has 4 exons. The record is from RefSeq and is a predicted model, not a curated record.